GCUGUGGUACUCGUUCAACGAUGCAUGAUCAUCCUUGCGAUUCUUCUCUGCUAUUUUCACGUUCGGAGCGAAAGUGUCGAUUGCGAAUUGUAUCCGUUUCAUCGUACGUGUAGGGGUACAAUGUCGAGGAAACGCGCAAUGUUUCCGACCGUGUACGGAUCAGGCUGCGACGGUAAUAAAGGGAACUUAAACUGCAUUAGAGAAUUCGAGGAAAGACGUCGCAUUCCUUACAUUCCGCUGUCAAAAUCCAAACUGAUAAUUGCUUUACUCGACGACGAUCUGCAGAAGGAUAUUACGCGAUCUGUCCGUCACAAGUUGAGGAACGAUCAAAUGGACGAACGAAAAUCAGCUUUAAUGGAGAACUUUUUGUCAGAAUUGGAAUCAUCGGACGCCUAUUAAACGAACGAAUUGAUCAGAAAAUAAAUAUCUGCUCGGCUCCUCUGAACAUUUUUCUUUUAUUAACGAAACUCUCGAGAUGAUGUACCAAUAUCGCCUACCUUUCUU
This is a messenger RNA of Habropoda laboriosa, 504 nucleotides long. RefSeq lists its product as uncharacterized. NCBI's taxonomy places the organism in Eukaryota, Metazoa, Arthropoda, Insecta, Hymenoptera, Apidae. The annotation marks the transcript as partial. The record is from RefSeq and is a predicted model, not a curated record. The transcript has 3 exons.